Rattus norvegicus (Norway rat) is the source of this 2836-nucleotide messenger RNA. RefSeq names its product heat shock transcription factor 2 binding protein (gene Hsf2bp). Gene Ontology annotation, biological process: spermatogenesis; double-strand break repair involved in meiotic recombination; female meiosis I. NCBI's taxonomy places the organism in Eukaryota, Metazoa, Chordata, Mammalia, Rodentia, Muridae. The record is from RefSeq and is marked provisional. Gene Ontology annotation, cellular component: nucleoplasm; chromosome.
CUAUGGCUGCGAUCGUGGGCGAGCGUUCCGGUACUGAGGAGGCCUGCCGGCACAUGGAAUCUAAGGAAGAAUUCGUUAAAGUCAGAAAGAAGGACCUGGAGCGGCUGACGACGGAAGUGAUGCAAAUCCGGGACUUCUUACCCAGAAUACUAAAUGGGGAGUUACUGGAAAGCUUCCAGAAGUUGAAGAUUGUAGAAAAAAACCUGGAAAGAAAAGAACAAGAAUUAGAGCAGCUGAGAUUGGACUGUGAACACUUCAAAGCCCGGCUAGAAACUGCACUGGCAGACAGUGGGAGGGAGAAGAAGGAGAAGUUGGCUCUUCGACAGCAGCUGAACGAGGCAAAGCAGCAGCUCCUGCAGCAGGCAGAGUACUGCACGCAAAUGGGGGCUGUCACCUGUACCCUCCUCUGGGGCGUUUCCAGCAGCGAGGAGGUCGUCAAAGCCAUUCUAGGAGGAGACAAAGCAUUGAAGUUUUUCAACAUCACUGGUCAGACUAUGGAGAGUUUUGUGAAGUCAUUGGAUGGGGACGUCAAGGAGGUUGACUCUGAUGAAAAUCAGUUUGUCUUUGCUCUGGCUGGAAUUGUAACAAAUGUUGCUGCUGUUGCGUGUGGGCGUGAAUUUUUGGUGAAUUCCAGCCAGGUGCUCUUGGACACCAUGUUGCAGCUGCUGGGGGACUUAAAGCCUGGCCAGUGCACCAAACUCAAAGUUCUAAUGCUGAUGUCCCUGUACAAUGUGAGCAUCAAUUCAAAAGGCUUGAAAUACAUCAGUGAGAGUCCUGGAUUUAUCCCCUUGCUGUGGUGGCUUCUGAGUGAUCCAGAUGCAGAAGUGUGCCUUCAUGCCGUGCGGCUCAUCCAGUCUGUGGUUCUAGAACCAGACGUCUUCUCCAAGGUGGCCUCUGAGCUCCAGAGCUCCUUGCCCCUGCAGCGCAUCCUGGCCAUGUCCAAGAGCCGCAACUCCCACCUGCAGUCCGCUGCCCGGGAGCUCCUGGAAGACCUCCGUGCCCUGGACUGUAGUGUUUAGAUGUGCCCAACUACCGGAGCUUGGUGAAAGUGCCAGUGGCCUGUCCCCUCCUGAGCUUCUACCUUUGUGUUCAAAACUAGUAUGUCACUUAUGUCACGUGUUAGAGAUCACAGGCCUUGAGGACUAGAGAUGAGCAUGAUGGGUAAGCAUCCUGUGUCUCCCUUGGGAGUGCACACUGGUCAGGCAGCUGGUUAAUUUUGCCAGAGCAGUGACCCCAAAAAGGUUGUAUUCUCCAGAAAGGUCACCUCAGAACACUUGGCUACUCUGAGUUUUCGCAGAGUAGCGUCCUGCUGCCCUGGAGGCUGCCUGCGCGUGGAGUUGGACCACCACCUCCCAUGUGGUCUGUGUUCCAGCAGCAUUUCUGUGAUGGCCCACCCCCUUCUCUGGUAACCAUGACCCCACUGCACAGGUUACCUUUGUAACCUUUUAUGACCUGUUACUUCACAUGCAAUGGACAGUUGAUCUCUGUCUCCGUGCUUUUAUUUUUGAAUAAAGUUGAGUCAGUAUCAGUUUCUGAAUAUAAUCUUGGGGUUAGGAAGUUGGUGUCCUUUGUCCAUUGUUAUUUGUUUAGGAAAACACACUUUCCUUAUUUUGUUCUGGCCUCUUGACUAUGAACUUAAAGCAAGUAUGGGGAAUGGCUUCAAGAUGAGCAGUAGGAGGUCACAUUCCAUGACGUGGUCACCCAUCUGCCUACGCGUGCGUAGGCUGCUCUGUCUGUCUGUGCAGCCAUUCGACUGCCUAGCUUCUGUUCUAAGAAACUGGCAGAGGACAAAAGAAAGCAUGCUGCCCCUGUCACAGGUGGUGAGCUGUGCGAGAGAUUCCCACAGAAGCCUCUGGCAGGACAGGAUACUGCAGGGCAUUGAGCUGGGGCAUCCUGUAAGGAGGAAGUGUGUGUCCCCUUGCAAUGGCGGCUUCAGCACACACGUUGAGCUGCUUUCCUGUGUGUGGUGCUGUAGAGUGACUUCAUUUUCUUUUAAGAGAAUAUGUACUGUAUGUUGAACGAAGAACUUAAGAGAAAGUAUGGCUGCUUGACUCUGUGGAGCACUAACUCAGCAGAGCCAGGGAGAGGAGCACUCAGGAUUCAUGGAGGGGAGGCCGACGUGGGUCCGUUUGUGCUUGGUGGCUCUGUGGGUCCCGAUGAAGGGUGAGUGAGUGCACACCCAAUCAUGGCACCCCAACCUUCUGCUUGUUUAGUGUCCUAGCAAGGGGAGCUGUUGUGAUCCGCUUGUGCCUCUCAGGAUUGCUGGGCUUUUCUCUACCAAAAAGGCCUAGCCUGGUGUCCUAGUGUAGAUUACAAGACACUGCCAGCCAGGCGGUGAUGGCACACACCUUUAAUCUCAGCUCUCGGGAGGCAGAGGCAGGCAGAUCUUUGUGAGUUCCAGGACAGCAAGGGUGGCACAGAGAAACACUGUCUCAAAAAAACCAAGAAGGAGGAGAAGGAGGAAGAAGGAAGAGGAAGAAGGAGACGGAAAAGAAAAGGAAACCAGAACCGCAGCACAGGCAGCAGUAGUGGCUACCACUGCCCGUCCUCAGAACACCAGGUAGCUUGGCAGUUAUUAGAUGGUCAUGAGGGUAAAGAUGUGAUCAUCCUUUCUCUUCUGAGGUACACUGUAGGCAAGGAUUUCCAGCAAGAUUCUCCUAGAAUCGCUACGCACAGGUGUCCUUUGUGAGCACCAAAGGGAGCACCAAAGGACCCAGCCCAGUGACCCCACUCUUCACUGCAGGGCUGACAGGAAAUCAUGGUCUCCUUGGUUUCUUCUGUAUGUAGCCACUUAAAGAAAACCUAGCAGCUAAAAAAUAAAAAUACACAUUGAGGU